UGGUGUGGGUAAUUAUAGUUGUCUGUGCUCUGUAGCAUUUGGUUGGCAGCUUGGCACAAAGACAAAGACAUUAGCAUAAACCCAGGUACGUGCACGCACGAGUGAGCAAGUUCUACAGGUCAACACAACACAGAAAAGGGUGUACAGAAACUAGGCCAUGUUUUGCCUCUCUUUUGGGUGACAAACUGAAGAUUCAACAAGAAAGCAGACAUUUUGGAGCUCAACUUGCCUCUUGUGUUCCUGUGAACCAGAGUCAGCAUUUAUUUUGCUAAGGAGACUUGAGAUUUUUCUAAGGAGACUUGAGAUUUUGCUAAGGUAAGCCGGGUGCGCACACAAGGCUGCAAGCAGGAAGUAAACAACAUGUCGACUUCCCCAAAGACUUCAAGCCUCGGUGAUCAAGUGAAGGAAGAACUGUCCUGCAGCAUCUGCCUGGAGCUGUUCACCAGGCCCAAGGUGCUGCCCUGUCAGCACACCUUCUGUCAGGACUGUCUACACGACCAUGCGGGGGCGCGGUCACCCUUCCUGUGCCCAAACUGCCGACUACAGGUUAACCUUUCACCUCUAGGUGUAGCCGGGCUGCCUGAUAACCAUAUUGUCUCCAGUUUAUGCGAGAGGCUGGGAAGCCAGGUGGGACUUCCUUCAGGUAAAAGACGGCAAUCCAAGUCCACCAACAGGUGUUUAAGCCACCCCCUGGAAGAACAAAAGGUAUUCUGUAAGAAAUGUCAGCUGCCGCUCUGUGACUUGUGUUUAGAGACAGUCCACGAUGGGCACCCCACUACCACUCUCAAGAAAGCCUCGCUUGAAAGGACGUUUUCUUUUGACUCUCUGAUCUCUGAGGGAAGAAAUCUUCUUGAGACGUACUGCAACUUUCUCCGGGACCUUCGUGGCACGGAGAAGACUCUUAAAGAACAGAAAGAGCAGACAGAUAACAGAAUUUCUUACGUUUACAACCAGAUGGUGCAGAAACUCACCGAAACAAAACACAGCCUGUUGUCCGAGGUGGAGCAAAGACAUCGAGAGAACCUGGAAACGGUACAGGAACAGAGGGAAACAAUUUUGGCAAAAAUCGACGAACUGUCUGCCGCCUGUGAUAACGCAGAACAAGGAGUGAAAAAGGAAGGGAUGAAAGUUUUCCACUUUGAGACCCACCUAGGCCAGGUGAUGAACCCGAGAAUCGCGCCGCCGGAUUCGGCGCAAGCGUACAGCGUCGCUGUGUUCCAGCCGACCAACUCAGCUGCACCAAAGUUAGGCAACAUAGCCGUGCAGUCUUUCCAGUCUGCAUCUGCAGCUUCUGGAAGGGCAUCACAAAUUCCAACCAUAGAGACAGAGGACGAGGAAUUUCCUCCUAUAGAAAUAACUGUACCUCCUAUACAACUUACUGUACCAACUGUAGAACAGCCAGUUAUCCCGCGGUCAUUGUCUGUAUCACCUAGCAACACGAGGGUCAAACUUUGCCGCCGCCGUUCCUUUGACCUCCAGAAGGUGACCUUUGGUGGGAAGGGGUCGGAAGCGGGGAGGUUCGACGUUCCGUGCGGAGUGGCCGUGUCAGACGAGGGCGAGAUUUUCGUGGCGGACUGCGGGAACCAUCGCAUCCAGGUGUUCACGCUAGGCGGAACGUUCGUGCGGGAGUUUCCCACCGUCUUGUCUGAAGACCGUACCAUCCAGCCGGAUGAUGUUGCCAUGGACGCAGACGACUACCUGUGGGUGGUAGGGGUCGACGUCGCGGCGCAGUACACAAAGUUCGGAACCCUCCUGAGUGCAGUCGACCUACGUAACACGGGAUGGGACCGAGGGGUUGCCAUGGAUACCAGAAAAAAUAACGUCCUAGUUUCCCAAACGACAAUAGACAAGCGCGACAUCGUCGGAGAAGUGCAGAUAUUCAGCGCAGAAGGGAAUGUGGUGAAAACUGUGGGGGGGCAGCAGGGAAUGAAAAACCCUGCCUACAUCACUGUUGAUACCAAAGGGAACAUUCUGGUGUCUGACAACGUCAGUCACUACGUCUACAUACUGAACCACGUGGGGUACCUGCUGCUGAAGUUUGGGGGGGAGGGGGGCGGGGAGGGCCAGCUGAAGUGUCCCAGCGGCAUCUGCACGGACAGUUCCGGGAACAUCAUCGUGGCCGACACCCACAACAGCCGCGUGGAGCUGUUCGAUAAGACGGGCAGCUGGGUCCGACACGUUGCCACGGGGAUGAGGGGGCCGCUGGCUGUUGCCAUGGCAACGGAGGGACAGUUGGUGGUGACUGACUCGAGUGACAACACUGUCACCAUCUUCCAUAGCUACUGAAUUAAUAGACAAUCGAAUCUGCCCAAGAAGACUGCUUGGGACCGAUACAAUCUGGUCUGUGUAGAUAGGUGGUCACUGUAGACAGGAUUCUUAAUGACUUGUGUCAAUGGGAAAAAUAACGGAAGGGACCACCAAAAAAUUGUCACAAUGGUGAGGUGGUCCUUAUGUACAAUAAGUCAGAAACUAGAGGUUAACACUUAUCUAAUACAGGUUUGAUUAUGACAAUUUGCCAAAACAGUGUAUCAUGUAAAUGUACAAGAAUGUUUCCGGUAUUAAAUAUUUCGA
Messenger RNA from Branchiostoma floridae (Florida lancelet), 2571 nucleotides. Its product is annotated as tripartite motif-containing protein 2-like. The coding region runs from base 361 to 2286 and encodes 641 amino acids. The record is from RefSeq and is a predicted model, not a curated record. The transcript has a single exon. Gene Ontology annotation, molecular function: protein binding; zinc ion binding; ubiquitin protein ligase activity. Gene Ontology annotation, biological process: negative regulation of translation; protein polyubiquitination; proteasome-mediated ubiquitin-dependent protein catabolic process. Lineage: Eukaryota; Metazoa; Chordata; Leptocardii; Amphioxiformes; Branchiostomatidae.